This is a messenger RNA of Linum trigynum, 387 nucleotides long. Lineage: Eukaryota; Viridiplantae; Streptophyta; Magnoliopsida; Malpighiales; Linaceae. The record is from the annotation of a GenBank genome assembly.
AUGAGGAUGAUCCUCCUCCUUGUUCUCUGUAUCAUCCUACUCCUUGUUCUUGAGUGGACGAUCCUGACGAUUCGUAGCAUACUCAGUCUGGCUUCUUCUGUUUUGCUGAAGAAGCUUUAUACCACAAAGGAGGGGGUCUCAAGAUUUUACCAGCGUUCAGCUGACGAGGAUGGUAAGCGAAGGUCUGGGAGGAAAGGAGAAGAGAUCUGCCUGAAAUAUCUUCAACUCCUGUACCCGAACAACUUCGUUAAAGUGCCAGAGUACAGUCAUUACGACGUGACGGACAAACACCCAGUUACUGGGAGGGAUAUGUUCUUCGAGUGCAAGUUCUCCAUCAACCGUGGCUUUCUUUUAGUUUGCCCGAGAAGCAGCAGGAGUUCUUUUUAG